AUGUGUAAGGCCGGGCUAGAUGAAUCCAAAGCCGGAAUCAAUGUUGUUGGAAGAAAUAUCAACAACCUCAGAUACGUGGAUGAUACUACUCUGUUGGCUGAAAGUGAGGAAGAACUAAAGUACCUAUUGAUGAGGGCAAAAGAAGAGAGUGAAAAAGCUGCAUUGCUGCUCAACGUUAAAAAGACUAAGAUCAUGGCAAACAGCAAUCUCAGUUUCUGGCAAAUAAAUGGGGAAGAAGUGGAGGCAGUGGCAGAUUUUAUUUUCAUGGGAUCCAAGAUCUCUUCCGAUGGUGACUGUAGUCAUGAAAUUAAAAUAUGUUUGCUUCUGGGGAGGAAAGCUAUGGCAAGCAUGGACAAGCUGGUAAAAACGAAAAAUAUUACACUAUCAACAAAGAUCCGCAUAGUCAGAACUAUGGUAUUCCCAGUAGUAACAUACGGAUGUGAGAACUGGAAUAUAAAGAAGGCUGAGCGCCGUAGAAUUCAUGCCUUUGAACUGUGGUGUUGGCGAAAACAGCUUAGGAUCCUGUGGAAUGCAAGAAGAUCCAAUAAAUCCGUACUACAGGAAAUCAAGACAAACUGUUCACUGGAAGCUAUGAUCAUGAGACUGAAGCUCAAAUAUUUUGGCCAUAUGAUGAGAAUGCAGGAUUCUCUAGAGAAGACUCUGAUGUUGGGAAAGAUUGAAGGCACACGAAGAAGAGGACAGCAGAGACGGAGAUGGAUAGAUGAGGUCACUGAAGCCACGAACAUGAAGUUGUUGGAGCUCAGAGGGGCAGUGACUGACAGAUGUACCUAG
Messenger RNA from Pelobates cultripes (western spadefoot toad), 792 nucleotides. Lineage: Eukaryota; Metazoa; Chordata; Amphibia; Anura; Pelobatidae. The record is from the annotation of a GenBank genome assembly.